UUGGUGCCGUUGGUGCUAGUGAUCCGUAUGAAGGGAGUGCGUGUUGAAUACUGUGGCUAUAACUCGUUAAGCUAGGGAUUAAUGCGGUCAUCACUGACGGAAAUGAGCGGGUUAUCCUGAACCAGUGUAGGGAUUAGCUCACCGGUAGCUCUGAAGGCAUGUUGUCCGUCCUCCACUCGCAUGAGGAAAGGAUACCGCUUCUGUUCGUGCUAUGAGGAUCAGCUUCAAGACUUUCUAAACUUCGUGGGUGGCUGCCCUCUCUUUUGAUUGGUAGCCCUUAGUGCAGAAUAAAAAGGGUCAAUAUGUCCAGUCCGGGUUCGUCGUCCUCGGGCGUCACAGUGCAAGAGUACAGUGUGCGUGUGCCAAAAGUGCAGCAGAAGCAGAACUGCGUGAUGCAGUUCAACAGCUCGCUGCUGGUCGACUUCACAAAGUGGAACCAGGUGAAGAUGGUCCGUGAGGUGCCAAUCAAGGAGGCGGCUGGCGAGGAGGCCCCAAAGUUCGGCGCUGGCAGCGAAUUUGGUAAAGAUCUGCGAGAGGAGGCAAGACGUAAGAAGCUGGGCAUUGUGGCUAAGAAGCAUGCACCGGACUCAUACCCGUGGCUCAUGAAGGUGGGCGGCAAGGCGGGCAAAAAAUACCGCGGCGUACGCGGCGGCAGCAUCACAGAGAACGCGUCCUACUAUGUGUUCACGCAAGCCAAGGACGGUGCCUUCGAGGCCUGCCCGGUCUCUGAGUGGUACAACUUCCAGCACGUGCAGCGAUACAAGGCGCUCACGGCUGAGGAGGCUGAGGAGCAGUUCACGAAGCGAGACAAGAUCAUGAACUACUUCAGCGUCAUGGUCAAGAAACGGCUCAAGAAUGAGGAUGACGUGGACGAGGACAGCGAGGGACAAAAGGACAAGAAAAAGGGCGGCAAGAAAAAGAAGGGCGAAGAUUUUAAACUGACCGACAUGGACGAGUGGCCCGACUCCUCCGAGGGCGAGGAAGACGGCUCGGGAGACGAGGCCGAGGACGAGGAAGACAAGAAGAAGAAGAAGAAGCGUGAUACCAAAGAGAAACAGAAGAAGAAAAAACGGAAAUCGGAUGUCAAGGACGAGGCAUUCGAGGACAGUGACGACGGCGAUGAUGAGGGCAGGGAGAUGGACUACAUCUCGGACUCUUCGGACAGCGAGGACGAUCUGAAGCCGGCGGCGGAGGAAAAGGGUGUGGACCAAGAGGACGCGCUUAAGCGACUGCUCGACUCGGACGCCGAGGUGGAGGAGUCGUCCGAAGAGGAGAAGAAAAGCGACGGCGAGGACGAGAAAAAGGAGGACGAGGAGCCGCAGGCCGGCGAGAAGAGGAAGAAGAGCAAGAAAAAGAAGAAGAAAAAGGAGGACGAGCCUGAGAAAGAGGAGGACAGCGGCGACAGCGAUGCCGUAGACAGCUCCGACGACGAGAAAGCGGCGGCGGCCAAGGCCAAAGGCGACGGUACGGGAAACAGCUCUGCCGCGUCUUCCGGCACCACCGUGACGAAAGCGGAAAAGAUCGUCAACGACAUGAAACAGGCUGCAGAUGGUUCCAACGCACCGUCUGGCGGCAAGCGGUCAAAGCUGGAGUCAGGCGGCAUGAAACGGAAGCCGGAGGAUGGUGCUGGCCUGACAUCUGUCGCCAAGAGGGCAAAGCUCGAGUCUGUGCCAUCUCCACAAAUCGCCAGCGACACGGGCAUCACGGAGGAGGCAGUGCGGCGGUACCUGACGCGCAAGCCGAUGACCACCACCGAGCUGCUGCAGAAGUUCAAGAGCAAGAAGGUGGGCCUCUCCUCUGACCAGCUGGUGCCCGUCAUUGCGCAGAUCCUCAAGAAGAUCAACCCCAACAAGCAGACCAUCAAGGGCAAGAUGUACCUGUCCAUCAAGAAGUGACCUGGCGGGCAGGACUCGCCGCGGGAGGAGACGCGGCGUGACGACGCCUGUGCUCUAGCUCACCCCCAGCGACGGGCGCCCGCCGGCGUCUGGCGCUGUUGACCGCCGGGGCCGACGCGCUUACGACCCGGCCUCUCGUUCGAGGUCGGUCUGCGGCGGCUGUGGACACUCAGGCCAGCGGACGUGCUUCCAGCGGCUGCCGGCCGGCAUACGCUGCCGUCUCCGGGAGUCCAGAGGCGGUGCUGGUGCGUGCUGAACGCUGUGUCGGUGAGGCGGGCCCAUCGAGGAACACCCGCGCUAUUUAUAGAACAUGGGCCAUCCGAAUACACGGCCGGGCCGAGAGGUGUGAGGUGGCGCUCUGUGCCGGGC
This is a messenger RNA of Pollicipes pollicipes, 2264 nucleotides long. It is a transcript of the gene TfIIFalpha, whose product is annotated as transcription factor IIFalpha. Gene Ontology annotation, molecular function: DNA binding; TFIIF-class transcription factor complex binding; RNA polymerase II general transcription initiation factor activity. Lineage: Eukaryota; Metazoa; Arthropoda; Thecostraca; Pollicipedomorpha; Pollicipedidae. The transcript is spliced from 10 exons. Gene Ontology annotation, biological process: positive regulation of transcription elongation by RNA polymerase II; transcription initiation at RNA polymerase II promoter. Gene Ontology annotation, cellular component: nucleus; transcription factor TFIIF complex. The record is from RefSeq and is a predicted model, not a curated record. The coding region runs from base 303 to 1895 and encodes 530 amino acids.